Brassicogethes aeneus is the source of this 2178-nucleotide messenger RNA. The record is from the annotation of a GenBank genome assembly. NCBI's taxonomy places the organism in Eukaryota, Metazoa, Arthropoda, Insecta, Coleoptera, Nitidulidae.
AUAUGUGUUUGCUUUUCGAUCAACCUCAAGUUUUGAGUAGUAUAUAUAAAAGUUUGCGAUGUGAUACUAAUUUAGUAUUACUGCAGAGGCUUUUGGCCCCCGCAGCCCUGUUUAAACCACACACUUCUGAAUACCUCAAAGACUAAGGUAAACUCUUGCCCGUUGCCCCCAUUGCCAGCCGCCGCCCGAAGAGUAAGAACUAGAGGAAGCACCUUGCAACCAAGCAAAUAAACCAGAUAAAAGCGCGUUGGAAAAGAAAUCCCUUUCGUUACAUCGUAGAAUGGUAGAAGGUGAACCUGUUUCAAAACACAAAGCAGAUUGUGAUGUAAAUGACGAGCGCAUUCUAAACGGGUGCGGAUCAAAGGAUCUAGAGCUCGCAAACUUUGCAACCCUUAAGGAUUUGGGAAAAAUCCCCGCAUCGGAUGUGGAAAAGGGCAGCAGCGACAAGGCAGACUUCGAGCGCGCUAUCGAACUGACCGAGUAUGGCAAGUUUCACUACCUUCUGCUAGCAGUAUGCGGCUUCGUGAGCACCUCCGAGGAGAUGGACGUCAUCUCGAUGUCGUUCAUCUUGCCCUCGGCUCAGUGCGACUUAAACCUCAACACACACACCAAGGGAUGGCUCAACUCCAUCAUCUUCAUCGGCAUGAUGGCGGGCGCCUACACGUGGGGCUCCGUCGCAGACACGCUGGGCCGUAAGAAGGUGCUCAUCGCUAGUUCUUUCAUGAACGCCAUAUGCAUUGUUGCUUCCAGCUUCAGUCAGUCGUAUGAGCUGUUCAUGCUUUUCAGAUUCCUCAACGGGGCGGCAUUGGGGGGCAGCGGGCCAGUAAUAUGGUCCUAUUUCGCAGAAUUCCAGCCGAAAGCCAAGAGAGGCUCCAUGUUGUCGUUCAUGGCAGCCUUUUGGACUUUGGGCAAUUUAUUCGUGGCUGGUCUCGCCUGGAUCAUAAUCCCGCAGAAGAUCGGCAUUCAAACUGCAUCGUUCGUUUACAAUUCUUGGAGAAUUUUCUUGUUGAUAUGCGCCAUUCCAUCGUUCAUUGUGGCAGCGCUUUUGUGCUUUUUGCCGGAGAGUCCGAAGUUUUUGUUGAGUCGGGGCAAAAGCGAGAAGGCUCACAACAUUUUCAAGUAUAUCUAUCACAUCAACACAGGCAACGAUCCAGAAGACUAUCCUGUCAAACAUUUGAUAUUAGAGGAGAGUCACAAAACUAGCGAGCAAGAAACUAAAGAAGCAGGUCGUUCGAAAUACAGGAACAUGCUCAGCGAUAUUAUCGAUAACAGCAGACAGCUCUUCGUAUCGCCAGUUUUAAGGUUCACCAUUAUUUCAAUUACUAUCAACUUCACAUUCCAUAUUGGGUAUUACGGUCUGAUGAUGUGGUUUCCUGAAUUAUUUAACCGUUUCGACAAAUAUUCGAUUGCUUAUCCAAAUCAGACAGCUUCAGUUUGCGCUGUGACCGAAUACGUGGUCAAAUUAAGCGCUGAAAACGGCAUCGACCAUUGUUCCGAAGAAAUCGAGAGUGCCGUGUUCAUGGAGUCCUUGAUUACCGUCGCGGCUGCCUUACCUAGCAACAUCUUUGCUGUCUUGGGCAUGGACAGGCUCGGUCGCAAAUUUUUCCUAGUUUUCAGUACUAUAUCGUCAGGUCUGUGCGCAGCUUCAAUGUAUUUUGUUUAUAACAAAACCCACAACUUGAUUGUGUCGGCAGUCUUCAGCAGUGUUAUUUCUUGUGGAAAUGCAGCUUUAGAUUGCUUGAUCACGGAAAUUUUUCCAACCAAUCUCAGGGCAACAGGCGUGGCUGUUUCGAUGGUGGCGGCCCGUUUGGGCGGUAUUAUCGGCAACAUCGUAAUAGCAACCCUGCUGGAUAAAUACUGUCCCGCGCCAACGUUCAUAGUGGCAGCGUUGCUAAUAGGCGGAGGUCUGCUUUGUCUAUUUUUGCCAAACACCACUCGCGAACCUUUGUCUUAACAUCAGUCCGUUUUUAAUAUGUAUAAUAUUAUAUAAGGCUAAAUAUUUAAAUCUUAGUUUAUUACGUUUAUUCCUCAUUCAAGCAUUUGUAGAUACAACUGUAAUUCAUUUAUAGUAUUUUUUUUUAGUCGAUUUUAGUUUAGUAUCCAUAUAGUUAUCAUACUCUAUCAUUUAUAAACAAUGUAUUAUAAUUAUAUUAAUAAAAAACGAAUUAUUUUCAAUUA